Molecule: messenger RNA, 525 nt
Organism: Brugia malayi
Lineage: Eukaryota; Metazoa; Nematoda; Chromadorea; Rhabditida; Onchocercidae
Gene: Bma-rpb-6
Exons: 4
Coding region: 1-525 (174 amino acids)
Biological process (GO): DNA-templated transcription
Cellular component (GO): RNA polymerase I complex; nucleus; RNA polymerase II, core complex
Molecular function (GO): DNA binding; DNA-directed RNA polymerase activity
Source: RefSeq, a predicted model, not a curated record
AUGACUUGUAGCAUUAUGAUCUGUCAUUUACGUUGUGUUGAUGACUCGCUCGUCAAGUCCAGUAAGCUCAUCAUGUGGACUUUCUGUGUUCCUUAUCAUUCUCAAUCUCGAGUUUUACGACAGAAGGGUGAGUCAAAAAUGGCGGAAGACGAAGACUACGAAGGUGAAAUGGAGGCCGAUGAUUUUGGCGAUGAAGAGCAGAUGGAUGAUUUAGAUUUGGAACCGGCCGAAGAUGAUACUGAAAGGAUACAAGUCGUUGAGGGAUCGGAGAAAACAGCAUCUACGGAGCGCGUCACAACUCCAUUCAUGACAAAAUAUGAACGAGCACGGAUCCUUGGCACGAGAGCGUUGCAAAUCGCAAUGGGUGCGCCAGUUAUGGUAGAAUUAGAAGGAGAAACUGAUCCGUUGGAGAUAGCUCGCAAAGAACUCAAGCACCAAAAGAUACCUCUUAUCGUGAGAAGAUAUCUUCCCGAUGGUUCUUUUGAGGACUGGAGUGUUGAUGAAUUAGAUGUUACUGACUGGUGA